Haliotis rufescens (red abalone) is the source of this 2676-nucleotide messenger RNA. RefSeq names its product proline-rich extensin-like protein EPR1. The coding region runs from base 1 to 2676 and encodes 891 amino acids. NCBI's taxonomy places the organism in Eukaryota, Metazoa, Mollusca, Gastropoda, Lepetellida, Haliotidae. The transcript has a single exon. The record is from RefSeq and is a predicted model, not a curated record.
AUGGCAACACCUACCAUUCCACCACCUCACUUGUCUAGAACAGUCAUCAUGGCACCACCUACCAUUCCACCACCUCACUUGUCUAAAACAGUCAUCAUGGCAACACCUACCAUUCCACCACCUCACUUGUCUAGAACAGUCAUCAUGGCACCACCUACCAUUCCACCACCUCACUUGUCUAGAACAGUCAUCAUGGCAACACCUAUCAUUCCACCACCUCACUUGUCUAGAACAGUCAUCAUGGCACCACCUACCAUUCCACCACCUCACUUGUCUAGAACAGUCAUCAUGGCAACACCUAUCAUUCCACCACCUCACUUGUCUAGAACAGUCAUCAUGGCACCACCUACCAUUCCACCACCUCACUUGUCUAGAACAGUCAUCAUGGCAACACCUACCAUUCCACCACCUCACUUGUCUAGAACAGUCAUCAUGGCACCACCUCCCAUUCCACCACCUCACUUGUCUAGAACAGUCAUCAUGGCACCACCUACCAUUCCACCACCUCACUUGUCUAGAACAGUCAUCAUGGCACCACCUACCAUUCCACCACCUCACUUGUCUAGAACAGUCAUCAUGGCACCACCUACCAUUCCACCACCUCACUUGUCUAGAACAGUCAUCAUGGCAACACCUACCAUUCCACCACCUCACUUGUCUAGAACAGUCAUCAUGGCAACACCUACCAUUCCACCACCUCACUUGUCUAGAACAGUCAUCAUGGCACCACCUACCAUUCCACCACCUCACUUGUCUAGAACAGUCAUCAUGGCAACACCUACCAUUCCAUCACCUCACUUGUCUAGAACAGUCAUCAUGGCACCACCUACCAUUCCACCACCUCACUUGUCUAGAACAGUCAUCAUGGCACCACCUACCAUUCCACCACCUCACUUGUCUAGAACAGUCAUUAUGGCAACACCUACCAUUCCAUCACCUCACUUGUCUAGAACAGUCAUCAUGGCACCACCUACCAUUCCACCACCUCACUUGUCUAGAACAGUCAUCAUGGCACCACCUACCAUUCCACCACCUCACUUGUCUAGAACAGUCAUCAUGGCACCACCUACCAUUCCACCACCUCACUUGUCUAGAACAGUCAUCAUGGCAACACCUACCAUUCCACCACCUUACUUUUCUAGAACAGUCAUCAUGGCACCACCUACCAUUCCACCACCUCACUUGUCUAGAACAGUCAUCAUGGCAACACCUACCAUUCCACCACCUAACUUGUCUAGAACAGUCAUCAUGGCACCACCUACCAUUCCACCACCUCACUUGUCUAGAACAGUCAUCAUGGCAACACCUACCAUUCCACCACCUCACUUGUCUAGAACAGUCAUCAUGGCACCACCUACCAUUCCACCACCUCACUUGUCUAGAACAGUCAUCAUGGCACCACCUACCAUUCCACCACCUCACUUGUCUAGAACAGUCAUCAUGGCAACACCUACCAUUCCAUCACCUCACUUGUCUAGAACAGUCAUCAUGGCACCACCUACCAUUCCACCACCUCACUUGUCUAGAACAGUCAUCAUGGCAACACCUACCAUUCCACCAUCUCACCUGUCUAGAACAGUCAUCAUGGCAACACCUACCAUUCCACCACUUCACUUGUCUAGAACAGUCAUCAUGGCACCACCUACCAUUCCACCACCUCACUUGUCUAGAACAGUCAUCAUGGCAACACCUACCAUUCCAUCACCUCACUUGUCUAGAACAGUCAUCAUGGCACCACCUACCAUUCCACCACCUCACUUGUCUAGAACAGUCAUCAUGGCACCACCUACCAUUCCACCACCUCACUUGUCUAGAACAGUCAUCAUGGCAACACCUACCAUUCCACCACCUCACUUGUCUAGAACAGUCAUCAUGGCACCACCUACCAUUCCACCACCUAACUUGUCUAGAACAGUCAUCAUGGCAACACCUACCAUUCCACCCCCUCACUUGUCUAGAACAGCCAUCAUGGCACCACCUACCAUUCCACCACCUCACUUGUCUAGAACAGUCAUCAUGGGAACACCUACCAUUCCAUCACCUCACUUGUCUAGAACAGUCAUCAUGGCACCACCUACCAUUCCACCAACUCACUUGUCUAGAACAGUCAUCAUGGCACCACCUACCAUUCCACCACCUCACUUGUCUAGAACAGUCAUCAUGGCAACACCUACCAUUCCACCACCUCACUUGUCUAGAACAGUCAUCAUGGCACCACCUACCGUUCCACCACCUCACUUGUCUAGAACAGUCAUCAUGGCACCACCUACCAUUCCACCACCUCACUUGUCUAGAACAGUCAUCAUGGCAACACCUACCAUUCCACCACCUCACUUGUCUAGAACAGUCAUCAUGGCACCACCUCCCAUUCCACCACCUCACUUGUCUAGAACAGUCAUCAUGGCACCACCUACCAUUCCAUCACCUCACUUGUCUAGAACAGUCAUCAUGGCAACACCUACCAUUCCACCACCUCACUUGUCUAGAACAGUCAUCAUGGCACCACCUACCGUUCCACCACCUCACUUGUCUAGAACAGUCAUCAUGGCACCACCUACCAUUCCACCACCUCAUUUGUCAGCACAGUCAUCAUGGCAUCACCUACCAUUCCACCACCUCACUUGUCAGAACAGUCAUCAUGGCAACACACCCCAUUCCACCACCUCACUUGUCUAG